AUGGCGCUAGAUAGCUUUCUCCGAAAGGCCUACUGGACUCUCGCUGCGUGUGGUCUGGUAUAUGCCCUGAUCCUUGGAGCUUUGACGCAUCCUGCAGUCCAGCGAAAUGCAACAUACGCGCAUAACAUCAAUCCCUCCUAUUUCCAGGAUUUGAGCAAUGUCGAGCAAUUCGGCUUUCUACAACAUCAGAUUCAACCCUUCACGAUUACUACGCCGGAUAACGUGACCUUGUUUGCCUGGCAUAUCUUGCCACUACCCCUGUACCGUCAGCAUGAGCAGGCGUUGAAGGAGCAGGCUGAGUUUGGUGUGAAGCCGUAUGACAGCGCGGCAAAGAGCGUUGGCCUCCAGCUGCUCCUCAAUGACCCUGAUGCCAUCGCUGUGGUGAACUUCCAUGGCAAUGCUGCUCACCUCGCUUCCGCUCACAGGCCGGUGACGUAUCAGCAGUUGCUCGCCCUCUCGACGCGCGAGAAGCCUGUCCAUGUGAUUGCCUUUGACUAUCGUGGCUUCGGGUUAAGCACAGGCAGUCCGACAGAGGAGGGGGUCAUACAAGACUCAGUAUCGCUGUUGUCUGCAUUGACAGGGCAACCGGCAAGCAUGAAAAGUCCUAGCAACGAACCUGCAGAAGCCCUCCAGCCCUCCCAGAUCAUCCUUGUGGGUCAGUCUUUUGGAACAUUUGUGUCGACGGCAGUCUACCACGAAUGGACCUUGAAUCUGGGCAGAGCACCGUUCAAAGCGUUGGUAUUGUAUGCCAGUUUCACUUCAUUGCCCACCUUGCUCGAGUCCUAUUCGAUCAAAGGUCUCACUCCUCCCCUGCUGUCUCCGUUGCUGGCAUACCCUCGCCUACAAAAAUGGCUGGUCUCCAAGCUCGUGGACAAAUGGGAGACGAACAACAGAUUGGUGGACUUGGUCCAGAACCCAGCGGUGCAGCUGGACUUGGUUAUGAUGCACGCUCGGGAUGAUUGGGAGAUCCCUUGGAGAGAAGCCCGGGCUGGCUGGGAUCGGGUACUGCACGCGGCAUUAAAGGACCAGGUCGAUUUCCCUCGCAACCUCGAUCUUGAAGAGUGGCAGAGUGACGAUGGAAGAAAGCGCUUACGAUGGGAAAGGGUUCGGCAUGGGGGCCACAACAGGGUUGUGUCGAGUGAGCACGCCAAACUGUCGAUAAUGCGACUCAUAGACUGA
Molecule: messenger RNA, 1179 nt
Organism: Capronia coronata CBS 617.96
Lineage: Eukaryota; Fungi; Ascomycota; Eurotiomycetes; Chaetothyriales; Herpotrichiellaceae
Exons: 1
Coding region: 1-1179 (392 amino acids)
Source: RefSeq, a predicted model, not a curated record